Messenger RNA from Folsomia candida, 1441 nucleotides. RefSeq lists its product as uncharacterized. The record is from RefSeq and is a predicted model, not a curated record. Bases 47 to 634 code for a protein of 195 amino acids. Lineage: Eukaryota; Metazoa; Arthropoda; Collembola; Entomobryomorpha; Isotomidae. The transcript has 4 exons.
ACAUUGGAGCGAAUUUAGUAAAACUUUGUGCAAAUGCUCAAUAAAUAUGGCAGUAGCAAAGAGAAACAUUGCCUUCCUAAUUAUCGACAUGGCACAGGAACAGUUCCAUCCAAACGGGACCCCCAUAAUCACGUCGUGGCCUGGGCAUGCGCACAUCCUCUCGCUAGCCCAAGCUCUGCCAAAGGAACGCGUCUUUGACUCACGUCUCUGGAUCAGCCCUGCUGACAAUUCAUCCCUGCACGAACUUUAUCCCGGCGUUGGUAUCGCAGGAAGGAAGGGGACCGAACUGUGUGCCGAGUUGAUAACCAAGUUACCAGGAUUAUCCACAUUUGUGAAAAAGGUUCAAUACUCGGCGUUCUACGGGGCAGAGUUGGACAACCUGAUGGCCCCCGAAAAUGUCGGGGUGGUCAUGCUUGCCGGAAUUAAUACGGAUUAUUGCGUCUUCGCUUCCGGGUUGGACGCAUUUUAUCGAGGGUAUGAAGUUUGGCUGAUUCAGGAUGCGUGUACAACAAUCAGUGGGGAAGCCGGUCAUCGCCGAGGGAUUGCAGAGUUUAAAAAAUUUUUGGGAUGCAAGGGAAUAGUUAUGAAAACGAGAGAAGCACUGAAUCGAAUCCAGGAACGUGAAAAACAUUAAUAAAGAACAUUUGGUAGUAUUUUCUGUUACUAUUCGAAUUAACUCUAAAAAGUAACUCUACCCUCUUAAACAGUACUAAACGAUGAGUAAACUUUACUCUUCAUCUAGUUAACUUUACCCUGGGUUUAGUUUAGUUUACUUAAUUUAGAAUUCAGAGUUCAUUUACUUUCAGAAAGGUAACAUUACUUUUAAGAGUGCUUAGUCCAAGAGCAUAACUUUGCAACACUAUUACGAUUGUAUACCACUAUUGAUAAUGAGAGUGAUAACGUCGACGGUAGUGUAAAAUAGUAUGUGGGUACCUCUUAAGUGUUGGAAGUUUUAAAACAAUUGCUUAAAUUUAUCUCUGGUUCUACUUUACGCGAAACCGUAAAGUUUAACCAAGUCAUGAAUGAGGUGGCAAUAAAUUUUCGAUGGAUUACAUAUGUAUAUAGCAAAACAACAUGGCUAUUUGUAAAUAAAGAAUCAUCCUCUUAAGAAAAGUAUGUUUUGUUUCGAUAUAUGUAUGGAUUUAUUAUUGUUACAUUUUAAGAGUAAAGUAUAUAAUCUUUCAGUAAAUAACAGCUCACUUGGAACAAUAAAACUUCUUAAAAUGACACCCCUUCAAAACUCAUUACAUUUUAAGGCUAAUUUACACUUAACGAAAAACGGGGAUAGUCUUGAAAUUAAAGGAAUUACUUAUUUAUGUGAGGGAGCGAAGAUAAAUAUUUAUGCUGCUUUAUUACGUAACUUAAAUUUCGUAACGUAUAUGUACUUACGAACCUUUUGAGGUGAAUUGAAUUCGGGGAAAUAAAAAAUUUAUGUGUGAAA